AUUUUAGGUUUUAAUCACCAAAAGGAUAAACAAAAUUGCAUUUUUGUGUGAUAUACUGCAUGCAAAAAUUAUUUUCCACACAAGAAACACCACAAUGAUAAGAGGAUGCCUCCAAAACAGACCUUAAAUCAGCCCUUGUUGUGUUUCUCUCUCAUUCUUCUUUGUGUAGAAAACACCAGUUCUGAAGCUGAAAACAUGACCGGAGACACAGCACAUAACACCACGAUGCAGCAAGAGGGAUUUACAAGCUUUCAGAUUUUUGAAUUCUGCAUUUUCUUUGCCACCUGUGUAGUGGGUCUCAUUGGAAAUGGGCUUGUAAUAUUUCUGACUGGCUGCAGAAUGAAGACGACCGUCAACACCAUUUGGUUUCUCAACUUAGCGAUUGCAGACUUCAUCUUCUUGUUGUCUUCAAUCAUAGAUAAUCUUUCAAAUUUGGGCCAGUUGAGUCUUUAUUUUAUGAGUUUCAUUGUCCAGAUAAUGUUAAAUCUAAAUCUGUUUGCUAGUAUUUUCUUUCUUGUAGUUAUCAGUGUGGACCGAUGCCUGUGCACAUGGAUGGUUGUUUGGGCUAAAAAUAAACGAACUACACUUAAAGCCAAGAUCAUCUGCAUAAUUGUGUGGGUUACAUCCAUCGGCAUCUGCAUUCCUUUCUAUACAUUUAAUAUAUCUAAUCUUGCAUCUGUGAUCACAUAUAAUUUUACAGUGGCCUUCCUCAUCCCCUUUCUGAUCAUUGCAUCUUCAUACACAGCUAUUGGACUACGAAUCAAACGCCUCAAAAGGGUGAAGCAGUUCAGGUCAUACCGGGUCAUUAUAACUGUAACUCUGGCUUUUUUCAUAUGUUGGUUUCCAUACCAUGUUUGCGUUUUUUAUGAAGUAGGAAAUAACUGGAGUGAUGAAGUAUUGCAGAGAGCAAAGAUUGUCAGUAUUUACCUGGUUCAUCUCAACAGCUGUCUGAACCCCAUUCUCUAUGUGUUCAUGUGUGAUGAGUAUAAGAAGAAGCUUAAACAGUCUCUGCUGCUGGUGCUGGAGACGGCUUUUGCUGAAGAUCAUCUGGACUUUAAGGCAGACGCAAAAGAACGAGGACAUGAAAACUCAACUGAACUGUUGGAUAUGUAGAAAACGGAUCUCUAAAUGAUAAACCUGGAUCUAAUUCAGUAUGUUUAUAGUCCUUAUCUAGCAAAUUGUAAAAAAAAAAAAACAGCAACUGCAAAAUUCAUGUUUGGAGCAUGACUGUGUAUAAUGUGUGUUGUAAAACCAAACAGAGAACAUCUCUUCAAGUACAGGCUAAUGCACUUUAUAUAUGUUUGUGAAACUUCAUGAAUCUACUCAUUUUAUUCUUCUGAUUUCUGUUGGAACUUUAUUUUGAAUAAAACCACAGUGUAUCAUAUAAUGUUACCUGCAUUUGACUGCAAUUUCCUGUAGGAUAUUUAUGCUCUCGCAGUAAAUU
This is a messenger RNA of Carassius gibelio (silver crucian carp), 1444 nucleotides long. RefSeq names its product C3a anaphylatoxin chemotactic receptor-like. Gene Ontology annotation, cellular component: plasma membrane. The transcript has a single exon. Gene Ontology annotation, biological process: positive regulation of cytosolic calcium ion concentration; complement receptor mediated signaling pathway; phospholipase C-activating G protein-coupled receptor signaling pathway. Bases 106 to 1113 code for a protein of 335 amino acids. The record is from RefSeq and is a predicted model, not a curated record. Lineage: Eukaryota; Metazoa; Chordata; Actinopteri; Cypriniformes; Cyprinidae. Gene Ontology annotation, molecular function: complement receptor activity; G protein-coupled receptor activity.